Manacus vitellinus (golden-collared manakin) is the source of this 4458-nucleotide messenger RNA. It is a transcript of the gene ZFAND5, whose product is annotated as zinc finger AN1-type containing 5. The transcript is spliced from 6 exons. Gene Ontology annotation, molecular function: zinc ion binding; DNA binding. NCBI's taxonomy places the organism in Eukaryota, Metazoa, Chordata, Aves, Passeriformes, Pipridae. Bases 83 to 718 code for a protein of 211 amino acids. The record is from RefSeq and is a predicted model, not a curated record.
GCAAGAACUGCUAAUAGUGGAAUUAGCCUCAAAAUGAUGAGAGAUCGGCACUGAAAAAGCGAGGAGUUAGAAAAACAUCGAGAUGACUCAGGAGACAAACCAGACCCCAGGGCCUAUGCUGUGUACUACAGGAUGUGGAUUUUAUGGAAAUCCUAGGACAAAUGGAAUGUGUUCUGUUUGCUACAAAGAACAUCUUCAGCGACAGCAGAAUAGUGGUAGAAUCAGCCCAAUGGGAACAAGCAGUGGUUCAAACAGUCCUACCUCAGACUCUGCAUCUGUACAGAGAGCAGACACUAGCUUAAACAACUGUGAAGGUGCUGCUGGCAGCACAUCUGAAAAAACAAGAAACGUGCCUGUUGCCGCUUUGCCUGUAACACAGCAAAUGACAGAAAUGAGCAUUUCAAGAGAGGAAGAAUUAACACCCAAAACAGAGACGGAGCCAGUUGUUACUCAACCAAGCCCAUCAGUUGCCCAGCCUAGUACUUCAGAGAGCGAAGAGAGAGCUGCUGAACUGCCGAAACCAAAGAAGAACAGAUGUUUCAUGUGCAGGAAGAAGGUUGGCCUUACAGGAUUUGACUGCCGAUGUGGAAACUUAUUUUGUGGACUUCACCGUUAUUCUGACAAGCAUAACUGCCCAUAUGACUACAAAGCAGAAGCUGCAGCAAAAAUCAGAAAAGAAAAUCCAGUUGUCGUGGCUGAAAAAAUUCAGAGAAUAUAAAUUAACCUGCUUGUGAAAAGACUGACUGACUUUUUGUGGGGCUUUUUUUUUUCAAUACAUCCUAAAAAACAUGAAAGAGCAGGUGCAUGGCCAUUUUCCUUUGUUCUUCAAAAUUUUACUUCUAGUCCUGUCUGUCUAAAUGAUAUUUCGAAAUGUUUGGGUGUUUGUUACAGGCAGAAUUGGAUAGAUACAGCCCUUGAAAAUAUACAUGCCCUUCCCAGAAUAUAGUUGGAUGAUCAGAAAGCUGCACAGGAAUACAUAUGCACAGAGGACAGACUCUAGUUCACGCGUGCCAAACAGAUGUGUACUGUCUGCAUGUAUGCAGCAGAUCUGCCUUUUGAGAUGUGCUUGAGGUAUUUAAUGUUUGGCUAAUGUUACUGGCCUGUUUUGGAGAAGGAUACAUCAAAACGGUGGCAGUCUACUUCCAUCAUUUAAAAUCUCAUUCUAAUUUUAGUUUCCACACUCCAUUUUAGUUUUCCAGCAGAAUGUGAGCUGUAUAGAAGGGUCCCCCAUCCCAGAAAGAUGAGUGUUGGUGCCAUAUUUAAGUCACUUAACAAUUGCACUGAGAAAAAUGGAAAAAAUCAGAUACAUAGAAGAAGAAAAUUGUUUUGGAAAAGAUUACAUUGACUUUAAAAUCUUGAAAAGAUGUUCCCAAAUGAAAUGUCCUGUUAAGAGCUUAUGAACUAGCCUGCAACAGAGUUGUCUGCUUUUCCUUGCAUAGCUAAAAAUGUGUAGCACAGUAUUGUAAGAUUGGCUUACAGAAUAAGGUUACAUACGUUUCUAGACAUACCACAGCAGCUCUAUCAAGCAACACGGGUCUAAAUAAGUUGCUGAAGUAUUAGAGCAGUUUAUUAUUCAUAUACUACUUAUGUUCUGUGUGUUCCGAGUUCAAAAGAAUAUUAGGAGUUAAUUUUUCUAGUUUUAAAUGUAUUAACAGUUGCACCAUUCUGCAUGGAAAACCAUACCCAACAUGGCUGCUGUAGUGGUAGCUGGAACCACUCCUGGAGGGCUGCUUUAUCAUUUUUAAUUGUACUUGGGUAUAGGACUGUAGUGUUCUUGGGUGUAUUGCAUGGGCUGCAUUAUCUAUGGCAUUGUACAAUAACAACUCUAGAAAAGGCAGUAUUCUUCACUGAUGCUUGUCUGGUAAUAUAUAUCACUUCUGUGUUAUAAUGGAAGGGGGUUUUGUGAUGUAUGAAACUUGUGUUUUUAUAUAAACAAAUACGGUUUUAGACUAGUGUUGUGGUAAUGCCUGUUCGCAUUUGUAAAUAGUUACGUAUGUACACAAGGCGCUACUCCUGACCUUCUGAUUUUUAUUGCCAGUGUUCAGUCUUAGUUUUUACUUCACUAUUAAAAGUGUCAGGUUUUUGCUUCUAACUUUGUUCUUCUGAGUUAUUAGAUAUGCAAACAUGUACAGAUAGUUCUUAUUUAUGUAUUGCACAUAAGCUACCCAGCAUCUAUGCUAUAUUGUAUUAUGUAAAUAAUAAAAAUAAUGUACAGAAGGAAAUACUUCCUUUUGUGAUAGUUCAUUGGUUUUAAUUAUUGCUGUAGGGAGGAUAUGACCUUGUAGAAGUUGAGGUGCAGAGUUUAUACUGAGUUCUUACAGAUGUUGUCUUUAUGCUUUAGCCUGCCUACGUCCUUAUUUCUUAUUUGGAUUUACCAACUUCUUUUGAGACAACUUUCACGAGCAACUGGAGUACAGGUAACUACUUGAUGGCCUGACAAAAAUGCCGACGAACAACAGUGUGCUUAAAGGGAGCAAAGGACAGUACUAGCAAUGAACUUCAAACUUAUUUCCAGUGGAUCUGUUAUGAUAGAGCCAGUACGCUGACUACAUCAUUCUGUCCACAUCUCACCAGCAGACCUGGGCAGAGUUACUGUCAGUGUCAGCAGCCAAAUACAGAUGGUAAAUAUGCCCAAUUUAUCCUUCCCAAUGGGGAAGAAAAAGGACACAGUACGCAGCAUGUGUUGCCAUGGAGGAAGACAUCUUCGCUACUGGAUGUUGCACAAAAAUUGCUUUGUAUCAGAAAUGGAUAAUGUGUAUGCCACCAGUCAGCUGAUAGUCAACAUAAGUUAAUACUCCAGCCACUGUGUAUACGUCCAAUAAGGAAACACAGGCAUGCUCUGGGACUUCAUUUUCCUGGAUGAAUUUUAGGAUGUCAUCAUGGAACUGCUUUAAAGCACUAAAGUUAUUUUUCUACCUUUUGUAUUAAAGCAAUAUCAGCAACUCCACUACAACAUAGAAUGUUUUUCUCUUUUUUAUCCUUUUUUAUCCUUCCCUUCUGAACUUGAGAAUGCCCUGUAACUGGAUAUUUGAGGAGACCUGUCUGAUUUUGAUACUGUCUUGGCUAGAGUGGUUUAGGACAGGUAAUAGUACUGAUACUGUUAGGUAAUGAUGAUGAUGGUCUCAGUCUCAUGGUCUGCAUUCUUCUGUACAAAUCUGUACUUGUGAACUCUUGUUUAAAUAUUUAAUCUUGGUACAUCUGUACAGGAAAGUAUGAAAUGAAAAAUCCCUCUUUUUCUUCUAAAAUUGUGAAUGGUAUCAUGUAAAUUACACUUAAGAGGGGUAUGAACCUGUUUUCAAAACUAAGUCUGCAAGCUCCCUGGACCUUUGUUCUUUUGAUAGUGUAUAUAGUGUGUAUAAUCAUUCAGGAACUCUAAUUCUGUUGAUGCUCACAGAACAAAGGAGGGGAAGAUUGUUUAACAAGAGCAGAUGUUGACAAAGUGUGUGGAAUGGGGCAGGGGGGAAUGUUUAAACUUACGUGGUACAUCUUCCAAGAGAGAAACAUAAUCACAUAUUACUGAUCUCAUUUAACAUUUGGCUGUUAGACUGAGAUCUUCUUAACUCAUACAUAAACACACUGUUUUGGGAAGAGUCUUCCUCUAUUCCAAACAACUUUACCAGAUGACCAGGACUUUUUUAUGUAAAAACAAAUGAAUAAGUGAAAACAGGUGAUGAAAAAUGAAUAAUCUUCAAUCUGAAAUAGUUGCCUCACUGUGUUAUGGCUGUGCAAUACUGUGUUCCACAGUAUUCUGAACAACUGUUACUGUUGACCUCAAAUUUGGAAUCUAAAGAUGACCUUGUGGUGGUUCCAACCUGUUGCUGCAGAGCUCAUGAGCUCCCAGAUGACGUGGUUGAUUGUGAUGCUUAAGGAUGCCAUGGGGUCAAGAAGCCCUGGCUACCUUCAUGGUACUUAACCCUUUGGAACCAUGCUUCUGAUCAUUGUUUACUCUGUUUUGGAAGGUAAUUGUUCACGGGUGUAAGGGAGUGUCUUAGAUGCUUGUAUGUCAUGUCUAUCAGUCACUGAAAGGGUACUUCAAGGAUUUUGACUCAUGUCUGGUGUCUGUAAUGAGUCAAAACACAUGUCAGUUUCUGGGUGUUCCUAAGCUGUUCUACAAUAUCAUCCGAUGUGUAUGCUUGAAGGAGGAAAUGUACAGCAAAAAGCAAAUUAGAUUGUUUUAGGUACCUGGGUGUGUUAAGCAGCUAUGAUUCAGUCACAGAAGGAAAUUUGUUUUCUGUAUAGAUGUGUGCUUUUUAUGUGUGUUUCAUUAGUUUCUCAGCCAGCCAGAAAUAACAGUUUCUCACAAAUGACCUAUUACUGACUCCCUCAAUCAUUUUUUGUUAUUAAACACCUAGGAUAUUUGCUGGAUUGUACUCUGAUUUGGGAGGGUUCUGGUGGUACAUGUGAAAGUACUUGGAUGACAUUGAAAUUAAUAAAUUACAAACCUGAACAGUUAAAAAA